This is a messenger RNA of Megalobrama amblycephala (Wuchang bream), 4337 nucleotides long. Its product is annotated as alpha-2-macroglobulin-like. Gene Ontology annotation, molecular function: endopeptidase inhibitor activity. The record is from RefSeq and is a predicted model, not a curated record. Gene Ontology annotation, cellular component: extracellular region. Lineage: Eukaryota; Metazoa; Chordata; Actinopteri; Cypriniformes; Xenocyprididae.
UGUGCCACCGGGACUAAACAAACAAGUACGUACGUCAGCCACAUCGAGUUCAAAUUUGAAACGACACAUCGAGUUACGCCAUCCGAGCUAUCUUGGCAAAUAUCUGCGACUGAAUGAUGAACGCAAGAAAUCAUUAACGAAGAGAGGACCGCCGCCAAGCACACCCACCCAAGUUAAGCUCACUGCAUUUAGUAAAGGACCUGCUGUUCACUGUUUACUUCCUUUUGAAGGUGUGAAAAUGUGUUGGUUGAGUAUUGCACAUUAAGCAGGGUAAGCCCAAGCUAAGUUUACAUUACAGUACAUGACUACUUUGGUCUGGUUUACAUAGUUACUGCCGUUCAGAAUAUGCUGGAUUUUUGUCAGUAGACUGAUCUUUUCCCCAUGAACCUGAAUAUACCUUAUUUUUAAGUCCUGUAAUUUGGUUCAUGCUGGCUAAAUAAAAGUUUCACUGAACAUACAGUAUACCUUGACUGCACCUUGUUUUUUCCAAUUUCUACAUAUCAUGAUUACACAUUAUUUAAGGGGUAAAUAUUAUUUUUCUCCUGGCUAUAAUAAUUGUCUCUUGUUUAUUGGUACAAUAAUUUUGAUUAGUUUUGGAGUUGCAGUGAUUUGCAGCUGGUAAUGGAUGGUAAAGAGGUUCUAUUGAGUAAGAUAGUGGCCUAUCUUAAAAAGAAUUUAACAAAUGAACGUGAACUAGUUCAUUUUUAGAUAUGUGAACUUAGUUCAUUUAAAAAAAAAAAGAACUAUGAACAUGAACUAGUUCAUUAUCAUCUGUGUGAACUGAACUUUGAGCUAGUUCUCUUUAGGUAUGAACUGGCACAACACUGGCGCCUCCCUUACCUUUAGGACAUCAGUGUUUUUCAACACCAAAUUUGAGAAUUUCAUGCAAGAUUUGUUUCUUGUUAACCUUAACCUCACUGAGGAGGGAACAGAUGUAAUUGUGUCAAAAUUCACAAAUGUGUACAUUACGUUUGAAGUCGGAAAGGUCACAUUUGUGGAGCUCCCGGAGUAUUUUGAACCUGGCUCAAUGAUUAAUGGAAAGAUCUUAGCAUCUUUUUUCAAUGGGACUCCAAUUGCGAACAAAGCGUUAUAUCUCCUGGAUGUUAACAGGUGGCCUUAUGAACUGCUGCUAAAUCUGACCGCAAACCAGAAUGGUCUGGCCACGUUCUCUCUCAAUACUUCUAAUAUUGAAGCUGAUCUGAAUCUGAGGGCAAGUGCAACUCCAGCGGAUAAUUACAAUUAUAAAUCGCCAUACUACAGUACCGAUAUGAGGUUUGUUCAGCGCCGAUCUGCUACUCCUGACAGCCGAACAUUCAGUGAACUGACUAUAGUGAAUCUUGAGCAGCCGUUGAAAUGUGGUGCUGCGCUUCCAGUGACGGUCAAAUAUUCUUUUGUUGGAGAAACUGGCAACUACAAUGCUGACAUCAUCUAUAUGGUCUUGUCCAGAGGAGUGAUCGUCCUCCAUGGAUUUCAGACAGUCACAGCGAGGGCUUCUAAUAAAGUCACGAGUGGCUCCGUGUCAUUCCAGCUGUCUGUCAGUGUUGACAUGGCUCCAGCGGUGCAGAUUCUGGUCUACUGCGUUCUGCCCAGUGAUGUAGUUGUUGGUACUGCAUCUUUUAACACUGAAAAGUGUUUCCAAAACAAGGUGUCUCUGAAGUUCUCUCCUGCUACAGCUGUUCCUGGUGAGGGAAACGUGUUGACCGUUUCUGCUCAAGCAGGAUCUCUGUGUGGCCUCAGUGCUGUAGAUCAGAGCAUCCAGAUCAUGGAGCCAGGAAGACGUCUGAGUGCUGAAAUGGUGUUCGACAUGCAACCUGUGCGAUUGUCAUCAGGUUAUCCAUACGGCGUUGAGGAUGAACAGGAGUGCCUGAGGUUUCGACUCCGUCGAGCUGUUCCUACAGAUCAUGCCUAUACAAGUUUCAUGAGUGUGGGGAUGAAGCUUGCAACAAAUCUGAAUGUACGCGAACCUGUCUGCCUGACGUACAAAGACCUGACAUAUUUUCGACACUUCCCCAUGUACUAUGGGGGAGUACAGCCAUUUGCAGAGGCUGCCAUGGCCCCUGCAAUGCCCCCUGCUCUGGAACCUGCUCCAGUAGCAGAAAGUAGUGAUAGCAGCGCCACCUAUGAUGUGACCGUCAGGACUUACUUUCCAGAAACGUGGAUCUGGCAACUUGCUGAAGUGGGAGCUACUGGAUCCACACAAGUUCCCCUCAAGGUUCCUGACACCAUCACCACAUGGGAGACGGAGGCGUUCUGUCUGUCCUCCAAAGGUUUUGGUCUCGCUCCUCCUGCUCGGCUGACCGUCUUCCAGCCCUUCUUCCUAGAGCUCUCCCUGCCGUACUCCAUCGUCCGUGGGGAGUCUUUUGAGCUGAAGGCCACGGUCUUCAGCUAUCUGUCCAAAUGCAUCAUGAUUCGAGUAACUCCAGCUCAGUCAUCGGCCUUUACUCUAAAACCAUUGAAUGAUCCUUAUUCAUCCUGUCUCUGUGCCAAUGGGAGAAAAACCUUUAAAUGGGGUUUCGCAGCUUCUGUUCUCGGAGCUGUCAAUGUGACGGUCAAUGCUUCAGCUGAACAAUCCCAGACUCUGUGUGGCAAUGAGGUUGUGACCGUGCCAACAAGGGGAUGUGUUGAUGUAGUCACUCAAAGUCUACUUGUCCUGCCUGAAGGAGUUGAGAGAACAAACACCCAGAAUUGGUUACUGUGUCCAAAGGGAAAUGUUCUUUCUGAAGACGUGACUCUGACAUUUCCAACAAACAUGAUCCAGGGAUCAGCCAAAUGCUCCGUUUCAGUCCUUGGAGACCUAUUAGGUCGUGCACUGAAGAAUCUGGAUAGGUUAUUACGGAUGCCGUAUGGCUGCGGAGAACAGAAUAUGGGUGUUCUUGCUCCCAAUAUUUACAUUCUGCAGUACCUGGAAGUGACAGUGCAGCUCACUGCAGCCAUCCGAGAGAGAGCCAUGGGCUACCUUCAGAGAGGAUACCAAGGACAACUGAACUACAAGCACAAUGAUGGUUCAUAUAGCACAUUUGGUUUUGAUGAAUCAAAUACAUGGUUGACCGCCUUUGUCCUGAGGACUUUUGGUCUAGCGAGGCAAUUUAUCUUCAUUGAUCCGAAUGUCCUGCAGAGCGCAAAGGAUUGGUUGAUCAGCAAGCAGGGUUCAGAUGGCUGUUUCAUGCAGCAGGGAACUUUGUACCACUAUGAAAUGAAGGGUGGAGUUGAUGAUAAUGUCACCAUGACUGCCUACAUCAUUGCAUCACUGCUUGAACUAGGUGUCCCCACCACGGAUCCUGUCAUCACCAACGCUCUGUCAUGCUUGAGGCCUGUCGUUGGGAACUUAAGAAACACUUACGUUACAGCUCUGCUGGCCUACACCUUCAGUCUUGCUGGGGAGACCAGCACUCAAUCACAGCUUUUAACCUCCUUAAACGAUAAUGCCAUUUCUGAAGGUUCAAAGCUCCAUUGGUCUCGGACUUCAUCUGGUGAUACUCUGGCGGUGGAGAUCAGCUCUUAUGUGCUGCUAGCGGUUCUCACUAAACAGCCUCUCACGACUGCAACUCUGAGCUAUGCUAACCGCACUGUCAACUGGCUCGUGACCCAGCAGAAUCCCUAUGGAGGCUUCACCUCCACCCAGGACACUGUGGUGGCUCUUCAUGCCCUGUCUGUGUAUGCUGCUAAAGUGUUCAGUGUGGAUGGCUCCAGUACUGUUACUGUACAGUCCUCGGUGGCAGGAGGAGAGUCUUAUAGCUUCACCGUGAAUCGGGACAACAGGCUGCUGUAUCAGGAGAAGCCGCUGAAGAACAUUACUGGCAAAUAUAGUGUUAAAGCAUCAGGGUCCUCCUGUGUGUCUGUGCAGAUCGCAUGUUUCUACAACAUCCCGACACCUAUUAAAGUUGUCAGAGCACUGAGUGUCGAAGCAAAGGUGAAGGGAGACUGCCGACCGCUUGGAGCCAAUCUCAUGUUGAACUUCACCGUGAAUUACAAUGGUCCAAAAGAAAGUACUAACAUGGUUAUCGUGGACACUAAACUCCUGUCUGGCUUCACGGCAGAUACGUCACUGCUUGGAUCUCCACCCAAAUCGUUUGCCCCGCUAGUGGAGCGGGUUGAUGCUGAAGAUGAUCGUGUUCUAGUUUAUCUGAAAGAGGUUCUCAAACAAUUCCCCAUAACUUACACUCUACGACUGAAUCAGGUUCUUGCAGUGAAAAAUCUCAAGCCAGCGGUCAUCAACGUUUAUGACUACUAUCAGACAAGUGAUCAGUUUGAGACGACCUACGCAUCCCCCUGUCCAUGAUUGUGCUGUAGUACUGGCCACAAAACAUGAAUCAAAUAAAACUUGUUUUUAAACAAUC